Carassius auratus (goldfish) is the source of this 1869-nucleotide messenger RNA. RefSeq names its product OTU deubiquitinase with linear linkage specificity b (gene otulinb). Gene Ontology annotation, molecular function: cysteine-type deubiquitinase activity. Lineage: Eukaryota; Metazoa; Chordata; Actinopteri; Cypriniformes; Cyprinidae. Gene Ontology annotation, cellular component: cytoplasm. Gene Ontology annotation, biological process: protein linear deubiquitination. The coding region runs from base 216 to 1505 and encodes 429 amino acids. The transcript has 10 exons. The record is from RefSeq and is a predicted model, not a curated record.
GCCGGGAAAACUAAAAUUCCCACAAUCCUCUAUUCACAGGAAGUAACGUAUUCGAAGGCUUUCGUCUUGUAAUCUUCAUAUUUUGUAGUCCCUCUAUGGCAAGACAGUAAAACCAGCCCGCCAUGCCGAGAUGCAGGUUGGACGUCUCUGUCCAUGUGUUGUUAUGAUUCAGGUGCAAUGAUGUGCAAAAUCUCCAAAGUCACCGAGUCCAAACCAUGAACAAAACAGCAAAAUCUACUUGUGAUUCUGACCGACAGAGUAAAAAAGUCAAAACGAGUCAUGGAUCGACCCAGGGCACUCAAGGUCAGAAAGCAGAUGUGAAGGGCUGUGCAGCUGGAAAAGAUGCUUGUUCUCCUGGACCUGAGAGAAGCUCGGAGUCUUCCCACACUAUGCAAAAACGUUCUCAAAAGGAGGCCAAAUCUACUCGUAGUGACAGUCCUUCAUCCCAGCAGCAUCUGAUGAAGACGUCGCCUGCUGAAGAUGAAAAAGGGUUUUAUUUUUUUCAGAAAUGCAAACACUGGAAUGAGCCUCACAGCCUUGGUGAUGCGGACCUGUACAGAGACGAAGACGAAAUUCAAAAAGAGCUGCAAGACAAGCAGCAGACAGAGUCAGUGGCUGCUGGUGAGGCCCAGAGCAGCGUGUCAGCUGCAGAGGAUCUUCAGACCUACAGUCAGAGAGAAUGGAAAGGCAACACCACAAAAAGUCUGCUAAUUCGAAAGGGAUAUGAAACAAUAGCCAGUGAGUUCAAGCUGCGCAGAGUAAGAGGUGAUAACUAUUGUGCGUUAAGAGCAACGCUCUUCCAGGUGCUCAGCCAGUCAAAACAGCUUCCUGCCUGGCUGCGUGACUCUGACAUUCGCGAGUGGCCAAAAGAAACUCAGUCUGAUCAGGAUUUUAUUAAGGAGUGGAAGUUUCCAUUUGAAACUAGUAAGAGCAAAGUGCGGCAUCUUGAACAAUGUCUGGAGCGACUGAAGCAAAGGUGGGAAGAGAGUGUCCAGUGCAGAAGUCUUGAGCAGAGGGAGCGUUUGUGCCAGGAGGUGUUCAGAGUUCAUGAUGAGGAGUAUGAGCUUCUGGAAGCGCUCAAGUUCUUGAUGCUGAGGACUGCCAUUCAUUUGCACUCCGAUAUGGAGAAGGGCUCUGAUGUACCCGAGUUCUGCUGGCUCCUCUUUGCUCGUGACUCAUCCAGAUGCCCUAAGACGUUCUUCACCAAUCACCUCAGACACGUAGGCUUCAGUGGUGGGCUGGAACAGGUGGAGAUGUGCCUCCUGGGUUAUUCCCUUCAGCAGACGAUGCAGGUUGUUCGGCUGUACAAGUGUGAAACUGAAGAGUUUAUUAUAUACUACCCAAACGACCACAAGAAGGACUGGCCUACUUUAUGCUUGCUUACAGAAGAUGACAGACACUACAAUGUACUCGUCUCCCAAAAUUCCUCCAAAUUUGAUGAAUAUGGUAGGCCAAAGUGGAAUCUACCUUCAGAUGGACAACCGAGCAAAACAACACGUCUUUAAAGAGUAAAUGGCAAUCACACACAAUCUACCGAACUCAGGAGUUACAAUCCUUCAUGUUUUCCACAUAGCUGUUCUUGAGUUUAUGAUUUGGGAUGUUUUUUCUUUCAGUUUAUAAUUCUUAUAAAUGUAAAGAUUUGCUUAUCCUUAUUCUGCUACCUAUGUAAUUUUAGAAUAGAAAGAUCAAAUUGUAUGCAUUUCUAAAUAAAUGAUGUGCAAUAGUUUUAUGAGACACAGCUGUAACUCCAGCUAGGAUGGAGGAUAAUAUUUUUUUGAUUUAGUUGAAUAUGAAAUUAGUUGAUUAUGAAAUAAUUAGUUUACAAGGUUAAUUAUUCCUUUUCUUAUUGCAAUAAAUUUAAACUGUAAA